ACUCAUCUGGUGUACAAUACCAAUUAUUCAAUACAUCAUCAUUGACAAAAUGGCCUCAGCAACUUCAUUCCGUGACCUCGUUGGCAUCCCCGCCUCUACGGCUAGCCCCUCCGACAGCGUUCUCAUCAUCAUCGAUGCGCAGAAUGAGUACGCUGAGGGCCAGCUCAAAGUCACCAACGCUGCUGAGUCGCGCAAAGUCAUCGCUGGACUUUUGGAGAAAUACAGAGUUGCGAAUGGAAGCAUCGUGCACGUUGUUCAUGAUACACCAGACGGCGCGCCGGUUUUCACCCCGGGUACUAAGCUCGCUGAGGAGUUUGACGAGUUGAAGCCCAAGGACGGCGAGGCUGUUAUCCACAAGAACUUCCCCGGUUCUUUCACCAAGACGGAUCUGCAGAGUGUUUUGGAUAAGACUGGGAAGAAGAAGGUCGUUCUCACGGGUUACAUGGCCCAUGUCUGCGUCUCGACUACCGCGCGUCAAGCAGAUGAACUCGGCUACGACGUCAUCAUCCCCGAAGACGCCGUCGGCGAUCGCGACAUUCCCGGCGUCGACGCCUCACAGCUCGUCAAGGUGUCACUGAGCGAGAUUGGCGAUGCCUUCGGAACCAUCAUCAAGAGCAGCAGCAUUGCUUAGAAUUAUCUAUAUAAGCGAUAUAAACUUUUCCAAUCUAUGUCAUUAAAAUUUCAUUAUACAUGC
Fusarium verticillioides 7600 is the source of this 694-nucleotide messenger RNA. RefSeq lists its product as hypothetical. The transcript is spliced from 2 exons. Bases 50 to 631 code for a protein of 193 amino acids. Lineage: Eukaryota; Fungi; Ascomycota; Sordariomycetes; Hypocreales; Nectriaceae. The record is from RefSeq and is a predicted model, not a curated record.